AUGACGCUACAACUGCUACGCGGCAUACGUAAUUCAUUUGCAAUUCGUUUUGAAAAUCGUACACAUUUCAGUCGCCAUUGCAGGUUCUUACGUAGCCAAUACCGUUAUUCGGAGUGGGGGUCUCGAGGAGCGAGAGGGGCACGUAUCAGCGGCACGAUUGCAACGCGAGUUCACUCUGUCACUCGGUCAUUACGGUAUUUCUCUGUUGUGCGUCCCACAUUUACGAUCGUGAAAGAAAAAGUGACAAUGCCCGAAAACAAACCAUUUCAGCGACUUCCCAAAAAUGUUAUACCUAAACAUUACGAUUUAGAAUUAACACCGAACCUGGAGAAAUUAACGUUCACAGGAAAGACAGCAGUGAAAGUAUCGAUCGUGAAUUCUACUAAAGAGAUAGUGCUGAAUAGUUUGGAUUUGGAGUUGAAGAGCGUCAAACUCCAAUAUAACGAUGGUGGAUCGGAUUCAACGCUCAGCCCGGUGGAAGUGCGUCUGAACGCUGCUGAUGAGACGGCGUGUAUAGUGUUCGACAAACCGCUUCCGGAGGGCGAGGCAAUGCUGUUUUGCGAAUUUAACGGCGAGAUCAACGACAAGAUGAAAGGAUUAUACCGCAGCAAGUACUUGACUCCGGCCGGCGAAGAGCGCUACGCCGCCGUCACUCAGUUCGAAGCAACAGAUGCCCGUCGAUGCUUCCCGUGCUGGGACGAGCCUGCCAUCAAGGCCACGUUUGACAUCUCACUCGACGUCCCAGCUGAUCGCGUUGCUCUUUCAAACAUGCCUGUCAGAGAGGAAAGGAUUGAGGGUGGUAAAAAGUUCCUUCGUUUUGAUACCACUCCUGUGAUGUCGACCUACCUUGUGGCCGUGGUGGUCGGCGAAUAUGAUUAUGUAGAGAAAAAAUCCAGAGAUGGUGUGCUUGUACGUGUUUACACUCCUGUUGGCAAAAGUAAACAAGGCAUGUUUGCCCUAGAAGUUGCAGCAAGGGUGCUGCCGUACUAUAAAGAGUACUUUGAUAUUGCUUAUCCACUGCCUAAGAUUGAUUUAAUAGCCAUAGCUGAUUUCUCUGCUGGAGCAAUGGAGAACUGGGGUCUUGUGACCUACAGAGAGACCUGCCUUCUGGUGGAUGAAGAGCACACCUCUGCUGUGAGGAGGCAGUGGAUAGCCCUCGUUGUAGGCCAUGAGUUGGCUCAUCAGUGGUUUGGCAACCUGGUCACCAUGGAGUGGUGGACUCAUCUCUGGUUGAAUGAAGGAUAUGCUUCUUUUGUGGAAUUCCUCUGUGUUAACCAUCUGUUCCCUGAGUAUGACAUUUGGACACAAUUUGUCACUGAAACAUACAUUAGGGCAUUGGAAUUGGAUUGUUUGAAAAAUUCUCAUCCUAUAGAGGUGCCUGUGGGACACCCAUCAGAAAUUGAUGAAAUCUUUGAUGACAUAUCAUAUAACAAAGGAGCUUCUGUGAUUCGUAUGCUGCAUAGAUACAUUGGUGAUGAUGACUUCCGGAAGGGAAUGAAUAUCUAUCUGACAAGACAUCAGUACAAGAACACCUUCACAGAAGACUUGUGGGCUGCCUUGGAGGAAGCUUCAAAUAAGCCAGUUGGAGCUGUUAUGUCAACUUGGACUAAACAGAUGGGUUUUCCUAUGGUGCAGGUGAGCUCGGAACAAAGAGGACCAGACCGCGUCCUCACGCUGACUCAGCAAAAGUUCUGCGCCGACGGCAGUUUGGGCGACGAUACCCUUUGGAUGGUGCCAAUAACAAUAUCUACUCAGGAACAACCUUCAAAGGUGGCAUUGUCAACAGUUUUAGAGCAGAGAACUCAAGAAGUUGUCUUAGAAAAUGUUGCUGAAUCUUCAUGGGUCAAACUCAACCCUGGCACUGUGGGGUACUACCGCACGCGGUACCCGGCGUCGAUGCUGGCGCAGCUGGUGACGGCGGUGCGCGACGGCUCGCUGCCGCCGCUCGACCGCCUCGGGCUGCUUGACGACUGCUUCGCGCUCGUGCAGGCCGGACACACGCACACGGCCGAGUCCCUGAAACUCAUAGAGGCGUUCAGCGACGAGACGAACUUCACGGUGUGGUCGUCGAUAUCCAACUGUCUAUCCAAGCUGAGCGCUCUGUUCUCGCACACGGCGCUGGACAAGCCGCUCAAGAACUACGGCCGCAAGCUGUUCGCCGGCGUCACGCGGCGCCUGCGCUGGGACGCCGAGGAGAAGGAGAGCCACCUCGACACGCUGCUCCGGAGCCUCGUGCUCAACAAGAUGAUCAGCUUUGAGGACCCGGAUACUAUCAAAGAGGCUAAGAAUCGUUUCGAGAAGCACAUAUCGGGCGCGUGCACGCUGCCGGCCGACCUGCGCUCGGCGUGCUACCGCGCCGUGCUGGCCGACGCCGACGCCGCCACCUUCGAGCGCUUCCUGGCGCUCUACCGCGCCGCCGACCUGCACGAGGAGAAGGACCGCAUCAGCCGCGCGCUCGGCGCCGUGCGCGACCCCGCGCUGCUCACCCGCGUGCUCGACUUCGCGCUCUCCGAUGAAGUGCGUUCCCAAGACACGGUGUUCGUGGUGGUGUCGGUGGCGGUGAGCAGGAACGGGCGCGACCUCGCCUGGCAGUUCUUCAAGGACCACUGGCAGGAGUUCAUGGACCGGUAUCAGGGCGGUUUCCUACUGGCGCGGCUAGUGAAGUCGACGACAGAGAACUUCGCGUCGGAGGCGGCGGCGCAGGAGAUCGAGGCGUUCUUCCGCGCGCACCACUCGCCCGGCACCGAGCGCUCCGUGCAGCAGGCGCUCGAGACCGUGCGCCUCAACGCCGCCUGGCUGCGCCGCGACCUCGCCUCCGCCACCGCCUACCUGCAGGCCUACCACUGACCAGGACCAAAUAAUAAAUGCAAGACUGAAACUACAACGAAAUCCCCAGUUAUGUUUCAAUCGAAGAAUAAGUACCUAGCGAGCAAGCUUUAUUUAUUUCCAGUGACAUUCUUUAUUGUAAAUUUGUACGGGAGUUGAUAUUGUAUUAUAUUUACUUGUAGUAUUCUAUUUAUGUAACAAUAAAACACUCCUAAGUUAAUGCAUUUCGUUACACUUCUAAUAAUAUAGGUUGUUAGGACUAGAAAUAAUUACUGCAGAUAUUUUAGAGCGCUAACACAGCUGUUCGACUGAUUCGAAUGCGUUUGGCAUUCAACGUGCAUGCUGCUAGCAAAAGUCGCACUGGCCACUGAUUGCACGUUCAUAGUAGCGCCAAUCGCAUAAAGCACCAGAACGGCCAUUGAAAUGACCAACCGCGUUGCGUUGCUUAGACAUUGGUGUCAUAAAUAAAUAUGGUCAUGCCGAUUGUUGUUUGUAAAGUAGUCCCAGCGUCAAAUGAGAAAGUCAUUGAUACAAGGUUUUUCUAUUCAAAGCCAUAGCAUGUCCUUUGUAUAAAUGUGUAAAAAUGUUAUUAUAUUUUGUUUAAAUAUGUUUACGAGUGAUUAAUAUUGGUGCUGAAUACAUUUUUGUUUUGUUUCAAACCCGUAAAUCUCUUUAGUUUAUUUGUUGAGUAAUAAUUCAUUGUAUGCCUUCAUAAGUAAUUCUAUAGUUAGAUAGACAUUCGACUAUGUAUCACUAUCGUGCAAUAGGUUUGCAUAUUAUAAGGAUGUUUUGGAUCUGACUUUAUUGGUUUCUAAGUCAGUCAAAAUUAUAAUGAUUGUGAUGUUAAGUGGUUAAUAAUUCGAAGUUACCAACAUAAUUAAUUGCCUCAUUUGUUGUCAUCACUGAUUUCUUUUGUAAGACUGUGUUAUUGCAAUAAAUCGUACAAAAUUA
Ostrinia furnacalis (Asian corn borer) is the source of this 3777-nucleotide messenger RNA. RefSeq names its product puromycin-sensitive aminopeptidase (gene Psa). The transcript has 12 exons. Gene Ontology annotation, molecular function: metalloaminopeptidase activity; zinc ion binding; peptide binding. Gene Ontology annotation, cellular component: cytoplasm; membrane. The coding region runs from base 1 to 2847 and encodes 948 amino acids. The record is from RefSeq and is a predicted model, not a curated record. Lineage: Eukaryota; Metazoa; Arthropoda; Insecta; Lepidoptera; Crambidae. Gene Ontology annotation, biological process: proteolysis; peptide catabolic process.